AAAACAAAACCAUUUGACAUAGAACCAUUUGAGCCUCUCUUUGGUUCUCUUUCUUUCUCUGCCAAAAACACACACUCUAACCUCACUUACGGUUAACCCAGCCGUUAGAUUCGUUGAUGUUAUGGCGUUUUGGCACCGAAUCCGUAACUCUAACCUCAAAACCUUAUACUCCCAAUUUCACACAUCUUUCACUCAUCUUCUUCCCCAUUCUUCAUUCUCCAAUUCCACCCCCAAAACUCCCCCUAUUCCCCUUUUCCAUCACAAACCCUCUUUUGUUUUCAAUAGCGUCAGGUUUUAUGCUGUUCCCGUUCAGUUUCAGGUUAAGCCCAAGAAUGAGGAGGAUGACUCUGAUGGGCCGCGCUUGAAUGAUCAAAUCAAAGCUAAAUUUGUCAGACUUGUCUUGGAUGAUGGACAUUCUGUAGUUUCAAGGUUUGAAGCAUUGGAACGUGCCAAGAAGCUUAAGUUUGAUUUAGUUGAGGUUGAUAAAAAUGCUAAGCCACCUGUUUGUAAAAUCAUGGACUUCCACAAGGAAAUGUACAAGAAAAAAGAAAAUGACAAGGAACGUGCUAAAAGCAAGUCUGAGAUGACAAUGCGAAAGGAAUGUAAGGAAGUACGAUUUUCUGAAAAAACCGAAUCAAAAGAUCUUAAGAUGAAAGCAGACAUGGUUCGAAAGCUAAUGGAUAAGGGUUAUCGGGUGAAGGUCAAGGCAACAGGCAACGCAGAUCAGGCUAUGUUAAACUCAAUAUCCCGUCUUUCGGCUCUGAUAGAAGAUGUCUGUAUUGUGGAAAGUGGACCGCAUUUGACAAAAAAAGAAGCUUAUAUGAUAGUCAGACAUCUGAAAUAUGGACCGGCUAAGAAAGGUGUGAAAAAAUCUCAAGAUGCCGUACACACGGAUGUGAAAGCCGAGGAGGAUGAUGUUGAACCAUUAACUGCCAAUUCUAGUGAUUCUAUUAACUCUAAGAAUCAGAGUUCUCCUGAAUAUCAGUUUGAAACACAAGAGACAGUGAUUUCUCAUGGUAACAAGCAAUUUCCAUUCUCGGCUGAUAGAUCAGAUAAAAUUGUCAACGACAAGAAUGAUUCAGUUUCUCCACCCGUACUAGAAAAUAGAUAUAAAAAAGCUAAUAAUCGUGGUGAGAACAAGGUUCAACCGAAUGCGCAGGUGCCUCCUGCUGUGACUGAAAAUAGGUACAGAAAAGCCGAGCCUAGAAACAGGUCCCAACAAACAACACCGACUAUAAAUCCAGCGACAAGAGACACAAACAGAUGGACACCCUCGAAUUCAAAUCACCCUCCUGGAUCAAGAAGCCCGAUGCCUUCCCGUGACAAUAUCCACCCGAAUCCUAGAGGUCCGAAUACAAAAAGUCCCGGCUACGGUCUUUUUAGUAGGGAUGCAUAGGAACAUGGAAGGUAACACUCAGUAUUUCAACUUGGCAACUUUUCAGCAGAGAUUCAACAGAGGAGGAAUCUUUGAGCUGGUAUGAAAGUGGAGGUAGAUUAGAGUGGCAAAUAAGUAUAUUACAAGGACAGAUUUGGUCCCAUUAAACACACUAUUCAAUUAAGAAAGAUGGAUUGAUGAUGAAGCAGUGAAUCAGUUACUCCUCAGUCCUGCAAAUCUAUUUUGCCUUUGAUUGAUCUAUGAAAAUGUUUUGUUUAUUUAGCUUAGUUUACUAAUUACUAGGGAUUUUGCAUAAUCUAAUAUUGGAUGGAAGUACACCAAUUUGUAUUUUUUUUCUACAUUCAUUUUGUUUGAUUGUUGAGAAGGGGUGUUUUUACUACCCCUAUAGAAAGUUUAUGCAUGCUGUGGUGAGUGUUUUCACAAGUUCCCAACCCAGAGAAGAUAGCAAUACUGUCAUCUUUGUAUCAAACAAAUAUUAUCAUAAUAAUAAUGGGUGGCUAGGUUCAUUA
Messenger RNA from Vicia villosa (hairy vetch), 1905 nucleotides. RefSeq names its product translation initiation factor IF3-1, mitochondrial-like. The record is from RefSeq and is a predicted model, not a curated record. Gene Ontology annotation, molecular function: translation initiation factor activity; ribosome binding. The transcript has 8 exons. The coding region runs from base 122 to 1396 and encodes 424 amino acids. Lineage: Eukaryota; Viridiplantae; Streptophyta; Magnoliopsida; Fabales; Fabaceae. Gene Ontology annotation, biological process: translational initiation; ribosome disassembly.